AAAUCAGUUUUCUUCUCCUGAACUUCCCGCCUUUUUUUGGGAGCGAAACUCACAGCAGAAUACCAGUCGCGUUGCGGUGCUACCGAUCCAGUCUUUUCGGACCAUGAACUCUCGCGAGCUUGCCCUCGUCUCCACAGCCGCCGUUGUCGGUGCCGUCGCUUCGGCCAUUGCUUGUCGCUUCUUCUUUAAUCCUAAAAAGCACCGACCUCAGUUCGAUUUGUCGAGAAAUGAUGCUCCCUUGAACAACGGGCACUCGCAGUGUCCUUUCGAUCCCUCCAAACGCAAUGGGUAUUUGUCAUGGGAUGACUAUUUCAUGGCCAUUGCAUUCCUAUCGGCGGAAAGAUCGAAGGAUCCCAAUCGGCAGGUUGGUGCAUGCCUGGUUAGUCAAAAUGGUGUAAUUCUUGGCAUAGGAUAUAAUGGAUUUCCCAGAGGAUGCCCUGAUGACAAGCUUCCUUGGGCAAAGAAAUCAAAAACCAGCAAUCCUUUGGAGACAAAGUAUCCCUAUGUUUGUCACGCUGAAGUCAAUGCCAUCUUAAACACAAAUCAUGCUUCGGCUAGUGGACAGAGGCUCUAUGUGACCAUGUUCCCUUGUAACGAAUGUGCAAAAGUAAUUAUUCAGUCUGGCGUCUCUGAAGUUAUUUAUUUUAUUGAGAAGAGGAUGAACAAUUCUGUUGCUUAUAUUGCCUCUCACAAAUUGCUAUCAAUGGCUGGCGUAAAAGUUAGGAAACAUCAACCCUGGUCAAAUCAGAUCUUGAUCAAGUUCGAGGAGCCUCAUACAUGAAAAGUAUUUACCCCUUCUUCGAGUGUCUAUAUUUCGAUUCACAUUCUUCAAGAUCAAGAUCGAAAGCUUGAAACUUAUAUCGAUGCAGUUUCUCCUUU
Molecule: messenger RNA, 879 nt
Organism: Cucurbita moschata (crookneck pumpkin)
Lineage: Eukaryota; Viridiplantae; Streptophyta; Magnoliopsida; Cucurbitales; Cucurbitaceae
Product: deoxycytidylate deaminase
Exons: 9
Coding region: 104-781 (225 amino acids)
Molecular function (GO): hydrolase activity; zinc ion binding
Source: RefSeq, a predicted model, not a curated record